AUGGCUGCAUCACCGCCAUCUCAGGCACUUGUGCGGCGACACUCUUCGAACGAUGUCGCUCUCAUGCCGCCACCACCUCUCAAAAAGAUCAAAAGACCGCCUACCGUUCUCGAUGAAGACCAUUAUACGUCAGCACUGUCCGAUAUCAUCGCACGAGACUACUUCCCCGGCCUGCUCGAGAGUCAGGCGCAGCAUGAAUACUUGGCCGCUUUAGAAUCUGGAAAUGAAUCGUGGAUUGCGGAAGCGGCGCAGAAAUUGAGGGACGCCGCGGCACCGGUGUCUAGUAGUAAGAGGAGGUCAGCGAGGAACACACGAUUUGAUCAAACCCCGUCCGGCACGCCACGAGGAAAUGCUGGAGGCGUCGCUGAUACACCUGUGGGAUACGCCGGUAGUGAGUCGCCCGUUACUGUGGCAGGAUCUAAAUUUGAAGACGAAGGAACGCAGCGAAAAAACCCACUCGACACAUCGACCCUCUCACUCGGCGCAUUCCAAGCAAAGUACACAUCUGAGGACAACGAAUCUUUCAAUGCUCUCCUGGACAAGCAGAACCAGAAGCGCCGUGAGAAGCACACGUAUCUCUGGACUCAAGACCAGCAGCUUCCUUCGGCGCGACAAAUCGCCCAUCGAGCCCGCGAAGCAAAACUACUCCGGCAGCGACAAGAUGAUGAAGCGAGAGGGAAAGCCCUCGUGCCCAUGAACGCCGGCGCGACGGAUUCACGACCUGCGAAGCCCGACUCAUGGACCAUCCAGCGCCCAGACAACAGCUUCAUGUUCCACGCCAGUUCCGUGGAGGAGGAUGGCGUACAGACUAUGCAGGAAGUGAGGGAACAGAAUUCCAAGGCUGGGCCAAAACACGUCGUCCAUGCCAAUACCAGAUUCCCACCCGUGCUAUAUGUGGAGGAUCCCGGUCCGGUCCCCCCGUCGCCAUCUCUCAAUACUGAAAUCAUCGCACAACGAGACGCACGACGUGCCCGGGCAGAGACAAGCGCAGGCACGGAGUUCGCUGGUGGCGAAACACCCCGUGUCAACGGCUAUGCCUUUGUCGAUGAAGACGAGUGCGAGAACCUACCAGACGGCAACAAAAGCAUCAGACCAAGUUACCGCGACCUCCUCGCUGGCCAAGUCGACGCCAACGCAACACCCAAUCCGUUCAAAAUCACCGAAUUACGACCGCGCGAGGACCUACAUCUACGCAUGUUGGAGAAACAGACGAAGCGCAAACGCGAGGAGGAACGGCGUACGCUCAGACCUGCUCCUACUCCCACGGGGAAGGGUAGCACCCCCGCAGGCAACAUGACGCCAGCAGCGAGGAGAUUGAUGGAGAGACUCGGAGGUGGAAAGACGCCUGCAAGGACUCCCGGUAUCGGUGGGGGAACGAGUGCGAAGGAUAUGUGGACGCCGGGACGGACGCCGAGGAGGAAGAAUUUGAAUGCUGGGAAGUAA
Messenger RNA from Rhinocladiella mackenziei CBS 650.93, 1443 nucleotides. RefSeq lists its product as uncharacterized. The record is from RefSeq and is a predicted model, not a curated record. The coding region runs from base 1 to 1443 and encodes 480 amino acids. The transcript has a single exon. Gene Ontology annotation, cellular component: catalytic step 2 spliceosome. Lineage: Eukaryota; Fungi; Ascomycota; Eurotiomycetes; Chaetothyriales; Herpotrichiellaceae.